AUGAAACACUUGCUUAGUUUGCCGCUUAUCUCUGUCAUCGGAAUCGUCAGUGCAAACACGAUAAAAUUAACCACAAAAUCGGAUAAUACAUCAUAUAACGGAAAAAGUUUAACAGAAAUAAGGAAAGAGCCACUCUCUUACAACGUCGCAAUAUCAGACGACUAUGGCAAUUCAGAUUUCGACUUCAAAUCCAAUGGUUACAUUGGUAUGCAAGAUUCGGUUGAGCAAGGAGAGGAAGUGUACUUAGGUACCGAUACAAACGGGGAUCUUACUUUCACUAAAGGAGGGCUGAAGAUUAAAGAUGUUGAUGGAUUGCUCCAAAUCGGUCUUUCGAAAGAUUUUUAUGCCUGUGAAGAUAAUGUUUUGCUGACCUCAAAAUAUGGGAAACUGAAUUGUGUUCCAGUCAAUAUUAGAAUUGUUGAGGAUUCUUCUCCCUCGCCAUCUUCAUCAUCACCUUCAUCACUCCCACCUUGUCCACUGAGUUGGGACCCCAACGGAGGGGUAGGACCAGAAUGCGCACCGAUACCUUCUUCGUCUCCUUCUCCAUCUUCGUCCGUACCUUUAUCGUACACUCCUUGUCCGCUGGAUUGGUAUACCAAUGGAGGAAUAGGACCAGAAUGUGCUCCAAUACCUUCUUCUUCUUUUUCCUCGGGGUAUCAGAACACAACGAUUGUCACAACAAAAACCAUUACAGAUUUUGUCACAUACUGCCCAGAUUCUACGACUAUUACAGUAACAACAUGUUCAAGCGACAUCUGCAACCCUGACACUAUCACUGUUCCUGCGCCAACUACUUUGACAGUUACUGGUCCUUGUGUCGUACCUAUUACUUAUCAGCAACCACAGCCUGCAGUUUCUAGUGGUGAAUCAAAGACCUCUGAGCCAGUACCUGAGUCCCCAGAUUUAUCAAGCUCAUCACCAGUUGGUCAAUCUUCCUCUGCGGUAGUUUCAAUUGUCGAAAAUGCUGGAGAGAAGAAUUUUAUUCAAAGCUCAAUAAGUCCAAUUUUGGCUGCAAUAGCUAUUGGAUGCAGCUUUUUACUUUAA
This is a messenger RNA of Priceomyces carsonii, 1044 nucleotides long. RefSeq lists its product as uncharacterized. The transcript has a single exon. NCBI's taxonomy places the organism in Eukaryota, Fungi, Ascomycota, Pichiomycetes, Serinales, Debaryomycetaceae. Bases 1 to 1044 code for a protein of 347 amino acids. The record is from RefSeq and is a predicted model, not a curated record.